AUGGCAGAGUGCUUCUUCCUCACCCGCCUACCAGCGGAGCUCAGAGUACAGAUCUACGAACACAUCCUCGCCUUCCAACGGCCACUGAAGUUGCGACAAGUCGUGGCCGGCGCAAAGAAUACCAGCGUCUUGCGAGCAAACCGUCAAAUUCACAGUGAAGCAUUACCAGUCUUCUUCGACCUCAACAUCAUUCUCGCUACGCGCAACGACUUCUGCGAAUGGCCGGACUCGCAGCUUCAGACACCGAUCCGGCGAGAUCAAGUACGGCAUCUUCUAGUCAAACACUUCGGCCAAUCCAUCAGAUGCUCUUCAUUCUUGAGCGGCAACAACAUGGUCUUACCUGGAUGCUGUCGCUCCUGCCAUCCCUCAGCCGAUGGCUUUAUUGAAGCCCUAUCGCACCUGCCGCGUUUGCAGACCGCGGUCAUUGACUACCAUCACCAUCAGCGCGAGUUUGGCUUCAUCAAGGCGACUAUUGAAGGCAUCGGCAGCACAAAUGUCUAUUCUAGGGCCGGCUGCCAAAUGACAUGUAUUGGUAUUGGCAAGUAUCAGUUUACCUCUGGCCUGCUGCCUCCUGCUCCGUCAAUCACAUUCACCGACUCACCGCUCAAUUAUAUCUGGAAUCGUUUCUCAGCACUGGAGUCGCUCGGACUAUUCGGCGUACCGGAGGAGAAGGCACUGCUGGAAUAUCUUCGAGAUGAUAUGGAUAGAGCACUCCCAGACAAGCUGUAUCUACUGCAUUGCGCUCGACACUCGGUCCUAUGGCUUGUAAUCUUCCAGCGAGUAGCUGAACUUUGGCAGGAUGUCGAAGACGAUCUUGCUGAAGGUCGUGAUCCGGGAGCUUCAUACGAGGCAUUGACACAGGACAUUAGCGGUUUCAUGGCUCGCCACUCCGUUCAGGAUGCCAGAAUGCAAUUACAGUUGCUUCGCGCAGAGGAAGCAAGACUGCAAGAAUGGCAGUCUGUGGAGCCCCAACUACCGGCACUGGCUCCAGAGGACCACAGGGGGGCGUUGCUGACAUAA
Messenger RNA from Fulvia fulva, 1020 nucleotides. RefSeq lists its product as uncharacterized. The record is from RefSeq and is a predicted model, not a curated record. The coding region runs from base 1 to 1020 and encodes 339 amino acids. NCBI's taxonomy places the organism in Eukaryota, Fungi, Ascomycota, Dothideomycetes, Mycosphaerellales, Mycosphaerellaceae. The transcript has a single exon.